Messenger RNA from Dermatophagoides pteronyssinus (European house dust mite), 1707 nucleotides. Its product is annotated as peroxisomal N(1)-acetyl-spermine/spermidine oxidase-like. The record is from RefSeq and is a predicted model, not a curated record. Gene Ontology annotation, molecular function: polyamine oxidase activity. NCBI's taxonomy places the organism in Eukaryota, Metazoa, Arthropoda, Arachnida, Sarcoptiformes, Pyroglyphidae.
AAUACCAAAUGCGUGCAUUUUAAUUGAAUUAUAUUCUGAAACUGUGAUUAGUGUGUUUUUGGUAUUCGAUUAUAUUCACUAAUAUAUUAACUAAUUGUUUCUGUUGAGGAUUAUGUCCGAAAUACUUAAAUUUGAUUUAAUUAUUGUUGGUGGUGGAUGCUCUGGAUUAAGUACCGCUCUUCAUCUAUUAAAACAAAAUUUUUUAGGAACGAUUGGCCUAAUUGAAGCAAGAGAUCGUCUCGGUGGCCGUAUAUGGACAAGUAAAACUAAAAUCGAAGAAAAAAAAAUUGAAAUCGGUGCCAAUUGGAUCCAUGGUAUCAUUAAUAAUCCAAUCUAUGAAUUAUUAUAUCGAAAAAGAAUCAUCGAUUCGAGUAUUGAAUCGAAUAAAAGUGUUUAUAAUAUUCAGGCAAAAAUAUGUCAAAAUGGAAAUGAUAUUGACACUGUUUGGAUACGUAAAGUAUAUGAAGCUUAUUCAACGAUUCUAAAAGGAACUACUCGAUUUUGCAAUGACGGAAAAUUGGAAGAAAUUAAAUUUUAUAAGGAUUCUAUGGGAAAGUAUAUUGAAAAUGAAGUCAAUAAAUGGAUCGAAACUGAAAUUGAUUCCGAAUCAAAUUUCCGUCCCAUUGUUCGUAGCCUAUUCAAAUCAUUGAUCAAACGAGAAACAUGUAUCAGUGGAUGUAAUUCGUUGGACGAUGUUAGUCUACAAUAUUUUGAUCAAUAUAAAGAAUAUCUAGGUCCACAUAUAACCAUUCCAUUGGGUUAUGAUUCGUUGAUAAAUGUCCUUCUAAAUGACAUUGAAGAAAUUGAUAACGAUCAAAAUAGAUUUCAUUAUUUUCUCGAUUCUCCAAUCAAACAGAUCCAAUGGCCUGGGCUUACCAAAACAACCAACUAUGUUAAUGAUAAUGUUGACAGUAAAAACAUUGCGGAUACAUUUCCAAUCAGAAUCGAAAGUUCCAAUGGAACUAUUUACGAAUGUGAACAUCUUGUUUUAACAUUGACACUUGGUUGUCUAAAGAAAUAUGCUCAUAAUCUAUUUGAUCCACCAUUGCCUGAAUAUAAAAUUGAUUGUAUAAAACGAAUGGGCAUCGAUAUUGUUGAUAAAAUUUUUAUGGAAUAUUCUUCUAAAAGUACUAUAUUUGAUGCUUUCACAAAAGAUGGCGAUACCAUCGAUGAAAUAAUGCUAUUAUGGGAUGAAAAUGGUGAUGAUGAUCAACCAAUAGAGGAAACUGAUACAAUUCAAACCAAACAACAACCAUGGUAUAAAAAAAUCUAUUCGAUUUAUCGUAUUUCCGAUCAUUGUAUACAACUUUGGGUUUCGGGAAAAGAGGCUGAAAUAGCUGAAAAAAUGAAUGAAAAUGAAAUCAAUGAUCAAUUAACUGAACAAUUUCGUAGAAUAUUUAAAAAUUCAAAUUUUCCACGUGCAGAUAAUGUUAUUAUAACCCGAUGGGGAAUGGAUCAAUAUUCAUUAGGAUCAUAUAGUUUUAUUAGUAAAGAUUCAUCACCAGAUGAUAUUGAAAAAUUAUCAAAACCUAUCUAUCUACGACCAAAUGAUGAAUUGCCUGCAAUCGUUUUUAGCGGAGAAGCAACACAUAAGGAAUAUUUUUCAACUGUACAUGGAGCUUUUCUAUCCGGAAUUGAUGCUGCGAAAAAUUUUAUUACUCAAAAAUGUUGAUUUUUUUUGUUGGAAAAUUUUAAAUAAAAAAAUUU